This is a messenger RNA of Glycine soja, 3380 nucleotides long. RefSeq names its product membrane protein of ER body-like protein. Lineage: Eukaryota; Viridiplantae; Streptophyta; Magnoliopsida; Fabales; Fabaceae. Gene Ontology annotation, molecular function: manganese ion transmembrane transporter activity. Gene Ontology annotation, biological process: intracellular manganese ion homeostasis. The record is from RefSeq and is a predicted model, not a curated record. The coding region runs from base 237 to 3146 and encodes 969 amino acids. The transcript has 10 exons.
CAAGUUGACAUGAACACUGAUUAUAUUUUUCUUCAAGACUCGAGCAAUAUUUUAUACCUUAAUUUUCCUUGCGGGUUGUGGUUGGAAGGGGUUGCAGUCUAGCAUUAAUGCAAAAGACUCAACUCUCAGAGAGUUAGGAAGCCUUUAAAUUUCCACCCAACACCUUUGCUUCUCCCAAAAAAAUCCAAUCUUGCCAUAGUUUCUGUGUCUGUUUCCUUCUGGGGUUGCCACCAUCAAUGGAACAGGAAGGACAUCAAUGGAUAGUGCAUCCUCAUGAUGAAGAAGAAGGAGAAGAAAUUAUGGAAGAUGGUGCUUUGAUAAGAAAGCAAACUGUGUCACAUAACAAGGGCAAUCUUAUUAUGGAGGAAGUAACAUUUACAUCCUCCUCCUCCUCCUCUUCUUCUAGUAGCAAUGGCAGUGAGCAUAGUAAUAGAAUUUGUUCAGUAGCCCCCCCAAAUGGAUCUCCUGUUCAAAAAGAGGAAGAAGUUGCAGAGAGAGGAGAUGUUGGUGAAAAUUGCAACCAUGUUAAUGGUGAUAUAGUAGAUUAUGCAGCUGCUGGGCUUGCACAAGUGGCAGAAUUUGCAGGAGCAGAAACAAAUGGAGAGGCCAUAACUGGUGUUGUUGUGUCACAGAAUAAGAACAGUGUUUACUUUGAUGAGCAACAAGGAAUGUGGAAAUGUCACCACUGCACAUGGACCAAGCGAUUUGACAGUCCUUGGACUGUGCCAAAUUGGAAUCUUAAGGGUUACCCUGACUUGAUGACUGUCAAAACUAUGAUUCAACAUGGACCAUUUUUUGUUUGUGAUACUAAAGAUGAUGAAGUUAAUGGAGUUCAAAAUGGUGAUGCUUUUUGGUCUGUCCAUCCAACAAAUCUGGGGGAGAGAGACUUUGAUGUACAAGCGGAUCAGUCAGUUGUUCAGAAUAGUCUAUGCAGUGAAAUCACCAAUCAAUGUAUGAAAACUGUGGACGACAAGCUCCCUUCUGUUACAGAAAUAUCUCAUUUACAUAAUUCAUCUGACAUACAAGCUACAGCUGUUACAAAUUUUCCUGAAGAAACUAGUACAAAGGAAGCUCCUAACCUGAUAGAAGAGAUUGAUCCACAACUGGAAGAAUUUGAUGUUGAGGCAGUAUUAGCAAAACAAGAGACGCAUGACUUGUUCUGUCCUAACUGCAGUUCUUGCAUUACUAAAAGGGUUAUCCUCACAAAAAGAAAAAGGAACACUAAAAAAUCAGGCAGCAAACCCAAGCGUGAUAAGCCGGAGAAUACUCAUAAUUUAGACAACGAAGCCAAGUGUGAUGAGUUACAGACUAGAGGCAGCUCAGAGCUGCCAGAUAGUUCUGCACAACCCGAAGCCAAGCAAGGUGUUCAUGCAAAUAUAACGCCUGAACCUGGUAUUCUUAGUCCAGAGCCAUCUGCUGAUAAUAAUCAACCUCACGAAGAACCAGAAGUUUUCAGAUGUUUAGCAUGCCUCAGCUUCUUUAUUCCUAGUGGAAAAUGUUUUGAUAGGUUCCGUUUCGAUGGUGCCAAUAAGAGUGAAAGUGCACGAAAUCUACCAAGUAUACCUGCAAGCAAUUUGCAGAAUCCUUCAAUUCCACAAGGCUCCAAUGCAAAUUGGCUCAUAUCUCUAUUUCCUUGGAAGAAGGGUUCAAAAACUAGUGAUGCACCCCUUGAAUAUUCUGGAACUGGUUCUGCCGAGCAGCCUAACUCAACAUUAACUUCUAAUGAUGAACCAAGCUCCCCUGAAAUCGGUCAUUCAAAAGGUCCACUUGCUGAUACAUCUGAUAUUAAGAAUGUAAAACCUACGUCAAAUAUUAAUCAUGGACAUGGAGGGAUGAAUUCUCUGAUGUCAUCAACAAAUGAUUUGUCAUCUAUACAAUCUGGUACAAAAGGUGCUGGUGAUUUGAUGAACGGAGUGCAGAGUGUUGUGCAGGAUUCCAUAGAUUUUUCGGCAAAGAAACAAUUACUGGCUGAAAACUGGAUAAUCAGUGAGGGAGAGAAAAAGAAUGCUUCAGUGGACAUAAUAAGGACAGAUAAUGCUGAAGUUAUGUCAUCGGGUGCUACUACAACUGAAACAAUUGUUAAAGCUGGACAAACUACUAUUGAGAAACCUGUUGAAAGGGAACCUGAAUUUCUUGCUUCUACAACUGUAGGGUCUCAAGUCAUUAAGGAGUCACCAAAAGAUGGAGACAAGACACCAGAAACUGUUAAGAAUGGUUAUAACUCUUUAGGACAAGGAGCACAAUCACCACUUCAAUCAUCUGACAGUGCAAUACUAGCAAAUGAUGUAGCUAGUGAUAAACAAAAUUCUGGAAUAGAUGUUAUCUUGCCAUCAAAACCAAAUAUAGCACUACUUGAUAAUGUGAAAAAUGAAAUUGAAAAAGGAAUACAUCGGCCUACUGGAAAUGAAAAUAAAGGUGGUGAUGUGAUACUUGAUGUUCCGGCUGAAGAUGCUAUUAUAACAGAACCACGAACUCUAGUACAAAAUGGUGAACAACCAAGAGAUGAAGUUGGUGAACCCCAAGGAUGGGAAAUACUUAAAAGCAUUGUCUAUGGUGGUUUAAUUGAGUCAAUUACAAGCCUAGGAAUUGUGUCAUCUGCAGUUAGUUCGGGUGCUACCCCAUUGAAUAUUAUAGCAUUGGGAUUUGCAAAUAUCAUCGGUGGACUUUUCAUCCUUGGUGAUAAUCUUAUUGACUUGAAAAAAGAUAACUCUGGAGGGGAUCAAACACAAACGAAUGUGCAAGAUCGGUAUCAAGAAUCACUAGGGCGCAAAGAGAACUUCUUGCUUCAUGCUGUUGUAGCUGUUUUAUCAUUCCUGAUAUUUGGUGCUAUCCCUCUUGUUAUCUAUGGCCUGUUGAUCAAUAAGAAUUACUACACCGAAGUUAAGCUCGCCACAGUAGCAGCUACAUCUAUUGUAUGCAUCAUUCUACUUGCUAUUGGGAAAGUUUACACCAGCAAAGCACCCAAAUCCUAUAUUAAAACUGUGUUAUACUAUGUUACAUUGGCAAUUUCGGCCUCAGGAGUCUCAUACAUAGCAGGCAACCUAAUCAAGGACUUUCUAGAGAAACUUAACCAGCCAGAAUCAGGUUUUGCUAUUACCAUGCCCAUAUCAGACACAAGUGUGGGGCCAGCAUGGAUGUCUUACUGAAGCAGUAGGGAGUAGGAAUUUUGGAAGGAGUUUGAGCUUCUUAUGCUGAGCUUCAAAGUUAGUACCUAGAGGAACUUGGUUAGAAUAAAUAUAUUUGUAGGAAGACAUGAAGGUUCAAGCAACCUUUUAUUUUAUGUUUUGUUUUCCUUGCCAAGAAACUCUUGGAGUUUUGUAACUCAAAAUGGAAUUUAGGAAAAGAAAUUUCAAUAAAGGCUUUGCAUCUUUGUUCCAAUA